AGACUUUCUACCUUCAAAAAAUGGCUGAUCACAGGGACGCUGUAUUAAAUAGUAAAGAAUUCGUGGAAUCAUCCCCAAUGCCAAAGGAUGUGCCACACGUCGAUGAAUUGGGUGUCACUUCCGCACCACUCAAAUCAGCCUCCUUCUUCAUAGGCGAUAAGUGCAAAGAGUACAAUGACGAUUUUAUGCUUUGUAAGCAAGAGAACAACAACCCAGAGCAUUGCUUGAAGGAGGGUCGUAAGGUUACAAGAUGUGCCGCUUCUGUUAUAUCGGAUAUAAAUAAACACUGCUUUAAGCAAUUCGAAUCUCACUUCCAAUGUUUGGAAUUUAACAAUCAGUACUUCUACCCUUGUAGAAAACAAGAACGUAGCUUGAACGAAUGUGUUGCAGCUAGCUUAAACUUGCACAAAAACAUCCCUGGCACUCCAGAAGGUCAGCCACAAAUACACGAAAAGACAAACCCAAUCCACAAGCGCGUACAACAUUAGAAUGUAUUAAUUCAUAUCCACUCUUUCCUGACAAUUUACUCUCGCUCCAUCUCAUCUUCUCUCGUAUCUGUCAACACGGUCGUUGUCCCUAUAGUGUCGUGAUCCCCGAUCAUCUCUGGAGGACCUAUAAUCAUCUCUGUAAUCACGAUAAUCCCUAUGACUACGAGAUGCUCUAUCAUCACGAGAACCUCUAUAAUCUUUUUUAUAGCCUCCACGUCUGUCGUCUCUCCUUGGACUUCGACUACGUUGCCUCUUCUGCUCACGUCUAUCUCUUUCUUCUAAAUCAAAGACCAUAGCUCCGCCAGCUUUAGGAAGAUCCCUUCGUGGCACACUUUCUCUUGUAUGUCUACCUUUCUUUCCUUGACCACCCAGCCAUUGUGUGUGUAACUUACUGACCGAUUGUGAGAAGUCGACGAAAAUACGUCUAUCAUCAACCAAAACAUUUUGCAUUCGGAAAUAGGCUGCUUCGGCUGAUUCCCUUUGAUCGAACUCUAUGAAGGCAUAACAAAGACUGCUACCGUCGUUCUUAUCUCUUAUUACUUCACAACUGAGAAUUUUACCAAAUCUACUAAAUAUCAAUUCCAAAUCUUCAUCUCUCGUAACCGGAUUUAAUUUGCACACGAAUAAAAUAUUUUCAGGUGGCCUUAUCUCUGCAAAUGGUAAAUCACCGACCAUUUCCAAUGUCAAUGCUGACGCGGAUGCUGCAUGAUCUCUCCUCCUUUUCUCUUUGACUUCCUCAUCCAAAUCUUGUUCUAGAUCUUCAUCUGAGCCUAUCCUUACCAAUCCACUGUUGGCGUCUGGUACGUCUGUAGGAGGCUCAUUUGGUAUUACUAGACUAGCUGGAUCGUCGAAUGGAUCUUCAAGUAUGACAACGUGUCUUAUACGCACAUCCUUGUAUGGUCUACCAUCACUAUCUACGUAAACCUCAUUCAUCUUUUCUAAGGUAUCUAAACCUUCGACAACCUGUCCAAAAGGCGCGUGUUUACCAUCUAAAUAAGAAAUGUUCUCUCCUAAUGUUAUAAAGAACUGACUACCACAACCUGGCUUUCCUUCGCUAUCCCUAGACACUGCCAUUGAUACCGUACCCUUCUCCUUGUGCUUCAAACUCGGCUUUAUCUCCGGUGUGAAGUAUUUAGUACGAUUAUUAAGAACACCUUCAAUUGAGUUACCGCCUUUUCCAGUCGCUUCAGGGUCACCAACUUGUGCUAGGAAAUUCUUAGAU
Messenger RNA from Wallemia mellicola CBS 633.66, 1710 nucleotides. Its product is annotated as NADH dehydrogenase, alpha subcomplex, subunit 8. Bases 21 to 488 code for a protein of 155 amino acids. NCBI's taxonomy places the organism in Eukaryota, Fungi, Basidiomycota, Wallemiomycetes, Wallemiales, Wallemiaceae. The record is from RefSeq and is a predicted model, not a curated record. Gene Ontology annotation, biological process: mitochondrial electron transport, NADH to ubiquinone. The transcript is spliced from 3 exons.